This is a messenger RNA of Salmo salar (Atlantic salmon), 11801 nucleotides long. NCBI's taxonomy places the organism in Eukaryota, Metazoa, Chordata, Actinopteri, Salmoniformes, Salmonidae. The record is from RefSeq and is a predicted model, not a curated record.
UGUGCGUCAUGACGUCAGACACCCAUGGACUGGCGGUCUGCCAUCUUUGAUUGUGAGACAGGCCACGGCGCAAGCAGCACUAAACGAGAGCAGCACUGUCUCACACGAGAUAACGGGUGGGCAAAAAAAAGACAGAAACCCAAGUCGUGACCCCCUUAACGUCCAAACAACGGUGGAAACCUCGGGAAAGAAGAAAGGGCACCGUGUUGGCACAGAAUAGAUUUGAGGCCCGUGCAAGUCGAGAGGAAAUGGUUGGAUGCUAGCUACUGUACCACGCUAGUUACCUAACUAGCUAUCGUUAGCAAGCUAGCCAGUUUUUGUAAUCCGCCGGCCACACACUCGGCUUGGAUACUACAAAACAAGCCGAACCCAGACGACAUACUAGAAGAAGAGAGACCGGCGGUGACAGGAGGCUGGUUCUGGGGGUGAGACCAGAGGACCAGACUCAAUGAGUUUCCAGCGAAAUGUCAGAGAAGUCAGGGCAGAGCACCAAGGCAAAGGAUGGCAAGACCAAGUAUGCAACCCUUAGCCUCUUCAACACGUACAAGGGCAAGUCUCUGGAGACCCAGAAAACUGCAGUGGCUGCCAGACAUGGGCUCCAGAGUUUGGGUAAGGUUGCUGUCACGCGCAUGCCCCCCCCUGCCAACCUGCCCAGCCUGAAGGCAGAGAACAAGGGCAACGACCCCAACGUUAACAUUGUCCCCAAGGACGGCAGUGGCUGGGCCUCCAGACCUGAGGGAGGAGACGAGAGGCAGUCCGAUACCCCCCCACCCCAGCCUAACCCAGGCCCCCCCCAACCCCCGGAGGUCUCAUCCUCUAUAGGGUGCAGCAGAUCCUGGGCCAACAGCAAGCCACCACCACCACAGCUAGAUGGAGCAGCCCCUCGUGUGAGCAGCCAGUUCCACCAGGAGUUCCCCAGUUUGCAGGCGGCCGGAGAGUCGGAGAAAGGGGAGGGGCAGGAGGAAGAGCCUUAUGGACCUGGACCCAGCCUCCGACCUCAGAAUGUUGGUAGUUGGCGCGAGGGUGGGGGCAAGAAUCUGACCACCUCAGCUAGCCCUUCUGAGAUGGACAGCUGUGGGCCAGAGGAGGUAGGGGCAGCUCUCAGCACCCCCUCACCCCCUGGGGAGGUGGAGGAGAGGGGCAGGGUGCCCCCUAGUGAGAAGAAAGAGGUCAGGGAGAGGCUGCCCCUGUCUGCCAAGCCUGUACCCCUCUCCUCUCAGCCCAAGCUACAACCCCCCUCUGUUCCAGCCCAGCCUAAACUCAAUGGGGGCCAGCAGGCCCCUGCCGGUGUGCCUCCCCAGUUCCACCCCCAGUUCAGGGGCAUGAUGCCACCCUACAUGUUCAAUGCGUAUCCCAGGAUGCCCUUUGCUCCAGUGCCAGGGAACAUCAGAUACCCUGUUCCACAGGAUGGAGCCAGGAGGGUCCGUCCCCAGCACGGGCCCCCCCAGGCCUGGAUCAAGGACCCAGAUAGACCCUCCAUCAUCAGCGCCACAGAGCUCAAAGAGCUUGACAACCUGGACACAGAGGCUGACGAGGGCUGGGCUGGAGCUCAGAUGGAGGUUGACUACACAGAGAAACUCAACUUCAGUGACGACGAGGAGAACCAUGCCGCCAAAGAGAAAGGGGAAAACUGGGAGUGGAUGGGUAAAGUGGAGCGGAUGAGGGUGCAGCGCCCGUCAGACGGCCAGGAGGGCAGCAAAGGCUCAUGGGUAGAUGGAAGGGACCCCAGGGUGCCCUCCCCAGGCAGUAAGGGGGUUUACAAGACUGGCCCACCACAGGACCACCAGGGUCAGCCAGGUGGGCACUCGGUGGGCAGCGGAGCCCUUCGCGUGACCAAACCCCCCACCAUUCCUCCCCCUGCUGGUGAGGAGGAGUGCGAGGCCUGGCGCCAGAAACACAAGAAGCAAGACCUGUCGGAAGCAGUAGAAAGAGCCAGGCGGAGGAGAGAAGAGGAGGAGAGGAGGAUGGAAGAGCAGAGACUCGCCGCUUGCGCAGAGAAACUCAAACGCCUCAACGAGAAACUCCGCCCGGCAACAGAUGCCAAGCACGGCCCUGCCGCCGAGACAACCAAUGAAGAGACUGGAGCUGUGUGUGAAGACACACCUCCUUUGUCUGUUCUUCCCCCUGUCUCCAAACCUACACCAUCGCAGCCUGCCCCUUCCUCUCAGCCCCCGAACAUAUCAGCCCCUCUCCAAGACCGAGAGAGUGUGGAGAGGGAAAGGAUUGAGAGGGUGGAGAGAGUAGAGCCUAGUGCGAAGGAAGAGAGCCAGUUUGUGCCUCGCCAGCCCAGCCCUCCAGUCCAGAGACCAUUGUCCAUACCCCCAGAGCCUCGGCUCGGAGAGGGUCCCCUGCGCUUGGUUGGCCCACUGAGUGAGGUGAGCCCUCUGGUGCAGGAAAGCCAGACUGAGAGACUGACGCCCAUGCCUAUCAGAGACUACUUCAGCACCGAUGAGAGCAGAGUGGAGGAACCUGUGCCACUCACUCUGCCCCUUAUGGACCCCCUCAGUGGUGAGGACGCCCCUGUGGCCCCCCUGGACCUUGAGGGAGAGGUGGGGGCUGCCAUGCGCCCCUCUCUCACCUCUGGAUACUCUAAACAGUUCCAGAAGUCUCUGCCCCCGCGCUUCCUCAGGCAGCAGGAGCAGAUGAAGCAGCAGUGGCAGCAGCAGCAACAGCAGCAGGGGGGUGGUGGUGGGGCUGUGUCCCCAUCAGGAGGAGGUGCGGGUGGAGGAUGUGUAGCUGCCUCCCAGCAGCAGCACCGCUCCCUGUACCAGCCCGUCGGCCCCCCUCACCACCAGCAUCAGCAGCACUUGGCUAACAUGGGCUUUGACCCCCGCUGGCUCAUGAUGCAGUCAUAUAUGGACCCCCGCAUUAUGUCUGGAAGACAACCGCUCGACAUGCCAAACAUGCACCCUGGACCUGGGCGGAUUCCUCCUAAGCAGAUAGUUCGUAGAGAGCCAGGGGACAGCUCCAGUUCUGAUUCCUUCGACCACCUGACCAGGCCCAUACGGGACCAUAGUCUCCCUUCUGAACCGCACAUAGUAUGGGGGUCUGACCCAUACCCCCAAACUGAACCCCUGCCCUCUGUCACACCCCCUAAAGGACGGGAGGACGAGGACAGCAGAUUGGACUCUGGGUUGGAGAUGGAAAGGGGUCUCCCAGCCAUGUACCCCAGCCAGGAUCACAAUCCCCUGGAACCCUGUGGCAAAUCAGACCUUUUCAGAGACCCCACAAAGCCCCUGUCAGGAUUCAGCCCAGGCCCAGAGGAGGCUCCAGAACCCCUGCAGACAGAAAUAGGGCCUGGUGGGUCUCCCUUUGAGCCAGUGGAGCCUAGCCUGCCCACUGGAGAGAUGGAGGCUCUGGGACAGGCCAUGCUACAUAGAACCAUCUCCCAGGGCUCCAGCCACUCCCUCAAACUGGAUGAGCCCAGGUUCGACAGCCUCCACCAGGGCACAAAGCCACUUGAGCUCCAGGAUCCAGAAGAGAGGCCAGGCGCGGAAGAUAUAAAGGCCAGUAAAGAGCCUUUCUCCCAGGCUGUUGUGGCCAACAACGGGGACACACCUCCAGCUGACGGCCUCCUCAAGCUAGAGAAGCCGGCCCCCAGCAAGCAGAAGGCUGAGCUGCGCUGGGGAGGGAGGUCUGGGGCCGGCCGGAGGGACGGACCAGGGGGAGAGAGGCCGGUACGCAGGUCUGGACCCAUUAAGAAACCUGUACUCAGAGACAUGAAGGAAGAGCGAGAGCAGCGGGAGGAGAGAGAGCGACACCGUGAGAGAGGAGAAAAGGGGGAGAGACCCAAGAAGGAGGAGCGAGGAGGAGUGAAAGCUGCCUCCGCUGUUGCUGCGGUGUCUGAGGGUCCCAGGGACAGACCCCACGGAGAGAAGGAGAGGGACAGACCCCACGGGGAGAGGGACAGACCCCACGGGGAGAGGGACAGACCCCACGGGGACAGACCCCACGGCGAGAGGGAGAGGGACAGACCCCACGGCGAGAGGGAGAGGGACAGACCCCACGGCGAGAGGGAGAGGGACAGACCCCACGGCGAGAGGGAGAGGGACAGACCCCACGGCGAGAGGGAGAGGGAUGGGAAGAGUGAGGCCCCUGAGACAGAGGGGUCUGGGAAGGGCCCCCAGAGAUCCAGAGAUUCACAUGCCCCGAUACCAGCCUCCCAGGACGACAAGACAGACCAACUGCCGACCAAUGACAAAAACCCUGAACCUAAAUUACCCUCUAGGAAGGAGCCCAACCUGCCCCCACGGACCUACCGCCGUGAGGAGAGGGAAAGAGACCGGGAGAGAGAAAUGGAGAGGGACAGAGAGAGAGACUGGCCGGCUGAUGGUUUUAGAGGCCGAGGCAGAGGGGAGUACUACUCUCGAGGACGGAGUUUCCGGGGGACUUACAUUGGUCGAAGUAGAGGUGGCCGGGGUCGUAGUCGAUGGGAGUACCCUUAUCAGGAGCCGCGCUCAGACUUUCCUGCCGUCAGUGGCGCUGCUGCCUUCCGCUGCCGUGAAGAGAGCGAGACGCGCAGCGAGAGCUCAGACUUCGAAGUGAUGCCCAAACGCAGACGGCGUCGUGGUUCCGAUACCGACUCGGAGAGCGAAGGAGGACGGGAGUCCGCUAGCGACACUGGGGCUUCAGACCGUGAGCCCAGUGCCAAACCACCCCGACCGCUCCACAGUGAAAUACCAGGAGAGCCCCGCUCCGGACCACACAAACCUGGCUUCGGACCCCAUCACCUGGGGGAGAAAGGAGGGCCCAGGGGAGGAGAUGAGGGAAGGCCCAAGCCAGGCUUCCUGCCCAAAGGAGAUCCUUCACGGCGGGGGAGAGGGGGACUGUACAGCAGGCGAGGGGGAGCCAGGGAGAGAGGAGGUCCUAGGUCAGCUCCUCUCAGACGACCAGGAACUAGAGAGUCGUCCUCCCAAUGGCCCUCUAAACCCAUGGAGACCUCCGCCCCCGAGGACACAGAACCCUCGUCAUCACGCUAUGACAACUGGGACCACCACUCGGACCGACGGCCCGUUCGAGGGGACAGAGACCGACAGUUCGAGGGGAAGAAGUUUGGGGAGGGGGGACCCCAGAGUAGCAGAGACAGAGAGAGGCCCCGUCGCCCUCGGCCAGCCCGACCCCCCAGACAGGACAAACCCCCCCGCUUCCGGAGGCUGAAGGAGAGAGAGGCUGCAGUCUUAGCUGGAGGAGACACAGGACCAGGACCCACCUCCACUGCCCCCGUCCCAGCCUUAGUGCCUGGCCCUGUCUCCCUGUCCCCUACUCUCUCCAGAGCUCCAGGGGCCCCCUUCACCCUGCCUGUAGAUAAGGAACCCAAAGCCGCUGACCUAACCUCUGACCCAGCCCUGCCUGACUCCACCCCUCCCACCACCUCUGCCGUGGGCACCAAGUCACCUGACCUGUCCACGCAGAACUCUUCUGACCAGGCCAACGAGGAGUGGGAGACGGCGUCGGAGAGUAGCGACUUUAACGAGCGUAGAGAACGGGAAGAGAGGAGGGGAGCGCGGGAAGCUGCUAGCUGCACUGCCCAGCCCUCGACACCAGCCCCCCUACCCCCUCAAGGCUCAGCACCCCCCAGUAGGACCCCCACCGAGGGAGGGGUGACACCCAAACGCGAGGCAGCCGGGCCCGCCGGAGGCAGGAGGAGUUUCUCCAGUCAGCGUCCGGUGGAGAGGCAGAACCGCUGGGGGAAUAGCGGACCCAAACCAGGCCGCAGCUACGCAGGGGGAAAGGGAGAGAGGCGAGGAGGGGGCAAGGCUGUACGCAGAGGAGCGGCCCCUAACCCAGACUCGGCCCCAGGUGGGGGAGUGGUGCGUACUGGGGGUAAAGACCCUGCUGGACGCAGGAAGGAUGAGACCAAACAGAAACCCAAGGAGAAGGAGAAUGCUCUGUUACAGUUUGACCUAAACAACUAUGCCAGUGUGGUGAUCAUAGAUGACCAUCCAGAGGUGACAACCUUAGAGGACCCCCAGUCUAACACUACAGAUGACGGCUUCACUGAGGUGGUCUCACGCAAACAACAGAAACGACUACAGGACGAGGAGAGGAGGAAGAAAGAGGAGCAGACUACACAGCACUAUGGGAAGAAAGGAUCAGGGGAAAAGGGGAGAGGAGGAAGCAAGCUGCCACCAAGAUUCGCCAAAAAACAGCAGCAGCAUCAACAACAAGCAUCACAACAACAAACACAGCAAGCCUCACAGCCACAGCCUCAACAGCCCUCACCUCCCCCCCAACAACCCCAGCCCCUCCUAUCUGCCUCCCAGCUCCCUCCCCCCUCCCAGCCUGCUGCCUCUCCCCAGACUCUGGAAGGCUCUGUGGCCACCUUACCCACUGCCCCUACCCCCACCACUGUGGACUUCACCUCCAAGACUCCCCUUCCCCCUGUGGCCCUACUCACACAGCCCCACAGCACUCUCGGUACGGAACUCUGGGAGAACAAGGUGGCCGGAUCCACCAUACUCCCUGACGUCAAAUUUGGACCUAUCAGCCCUCCUCAGCCUCCUUCAGUCAGUGCCUGGAACAAACCUCUCACCUCCUUCACUGGGACUGUCACUCCUGAGGGAGUGAAGCCUGGCUCAGAAGGCAGUGUGGAUCUAGGGAUGGACAGUAUCCAGUUUGGAGCCCCGUCCUCAGCUGGCAGUACAGACAGCGAUGGUGUACCAGCCAUGCUUGAGCCUGGACCUGACAACAAACUACCUGCUCCCAAAGAACAGAGACAGAAACAGCCCCGUGCUGGACCUAUCAAAACACAGAAGCUCCCUGACAUGGAGCCAGUAGAGCCUAAGGAGUACAAGCCUGGCCCUAUUGGUAAAGAACGCUCCCUGCGUAACCGCAAGGCUAAGGACGUCCGUGUGGGGGGGGGAAGAAUGUCUAUUCCAGCCCCCCCCAACACAGACGCCUCUGUUCCUGAGCUAGGGGGCGAUAUCGAGGGGAUGAUCACCAUACCCUCGGCAGAGUACGCCAGCAGCUCCAAGGAGUCAGUGACCGACUACACCACCCCCUCUUCCUCUCUGGCUGACAGCGUUCCUGCUGGAGGGAGUAAGAUGGAGGAGAGCCUGGUGGCCAACGUGGCCCUGCCUCACCCUCUCCCUCGUAGAGAGGCCUUACAGCAGAGCUCUAGCCUCAGUACUGUCUCUCCUGCUUCUGUUGACCUCACACUGAAGAUGGAGUCAGCCCGUAAAGCGUGGGAGAACUCCCCCAGCCUGGUAGAAAAGAGUUCUCCUGUCACCUCCUCUUCUCCUAUCACCUCCUCCUACUCCUCCUCCUUCUCCUCUGCCUCCAUGCCUCAGAUACCAGUAGCCUCCGUCACACCAAGCACUUCUCUGACAGGUGCUGGGACAUACACCACGUCCGCUCUGAGCACUAAGACCACCACGGCCUCUGACCCCCCCAACAUCUGCAAGGUGAAACCCCAGCAGUUGCAGACUGGAUCCAUGGGCGGGACCAGCUUCUCCCAGCUGGGCUGUGUGGCCCCCCUGCUUCCCCAGCAGCAACAGACUCCACAGGUCUACGUCUCCCAGUCUGCUGCAGGCUCUGCAGCCCAGAUUCCAGCGUUCUACAUGGACACCAGUCACCUGUUCAGCAACCCCCACUCCCGCCUGGCACCUCCCCCUCUGACACAGCACCAGCAACAGGGCUACCAGCCUAGACUCUCACAGCAGGCGGCAGUGCAGCAGAUUCCUAUCCCAAUCUAUGCUCCCCUACAGGGGCAGCACCAACACACACACACACACUCUCACCAGGCCCAGCUAAGCCUCAGCACCGGACCUCCCGUCUCCCAGCAACAAGACCUCUUCAGCUCUUCACUGCAGCCUUAUAGAUCACAGCAGGCCUUUAUGCAGAGCAGUCUGUCCCAGCCCAGUCCCAUGAUGUUAUCAGGGCCAUCUCUCCACAGCUACCCUGGUGUUGGGGGCCAUGACCUGGGCAAGCCCCAGUCCAGCCUGGCCUACCAGCAGCCCUCCAACACACACACACAGCAUAUCCCCAUCCUGUUUGAACCACAGCUCAACCAGCCCUCUGGCAUGGGAGGAUCCCAGCUGAUAGACACACACCUACUGCAGCGUCAGGGGAUGAGUCCACAUUCUAACCUGUACUCAGGACAGGUGCAACAACACGGACAGAGCAGUUACUAUAGUAACACACAGUCUCCUAGCUCUGCCAUGCAACAGGUGCAAGUCCCUAUGCCAGGCUCCCAGCUCGGUCUUCCUAACUAUGGUUCCGGGGGCAGCCAGCCCCUCCUGGCUCUGCCCCCCACCCCUCCCCAGGCCCAGCCCCCCAACCGCCAGACCCCAGUCUCCCAGCCCUACAGGGGACCCUUCGGACACACACACAGCGUGAUGCAGCCCCCCUCCAGCAAGAUGUGUGAGAUGGACCUGAAGCUGUUUGGCAGUGGGAUGGACAUGAAGCCUGGGACAACUCCUCACAGUGCUAGGAGCACUACCCCUACACCUAGUCCUUACAGGGCCAGCUCUACAUCUCCCAGCAGCCAGUCCAGUAAGAUGAACAGCAUGCUGUACCAGAAACAGUUCCAGCCCAGCUCUGCUGCCAUGAGAAUCACACAGCACUUCCCCAGACAGUUCAACCCACAGAUUCUGUCCCAGCCCAACCUGGUCUCUCCUCUGGUGCGCCCUCCCUCCCACACCCAGCAUGCUAACUCAUUUGGUGGAGGGAUGCAGCGUUCGCCUAUGGGCCCACCCCCCAUGUCUCCCUCUCUGGGAGGGGGUUUGAUGCCUCACCCCCGGCCGCAGCAGCAGCAGUUCCCCCAGAUGCACCCCUCCCACCCCCCUAGAGGGCCUCUUCCCCCCCUCGCACCUAGAGGCCCUACGGGUCCCCGAGGCAACCAGGCAGAGCAGGACCUUAAGGCGAAGCAGCGAGCUGAGGUGCUCCAGUCGACUCAUAAGUUCUUCUCAGAGCAGCUCAAGGCUCCGUCAGUCUCCAAACCCUCUCGUCUCGACCAGGGGAGCGGCAAACCCCCCCUCGACAUCCUGCCCCCCAACCACCAGACGGUGGGAAUCGUGGAGCGCCCUGAGCCCGACAAACCCUCCCUGUCAGCGGGCAAACCCAUCCGCACCGGCCCCAUCAAGCCCCAGGCCAUCAAACAAGAGGAGGGAAAGUAGAGCCUCACACAUCUCCACAGAUGGAGGGAUGGGGAGAGAGAUGAUCCAGCUGUUCCACAUAUUCAUGCAGUCACUCGCUCACACAUCACCCUCGCUGGUGUUAGAGGCGGAGAAAGAUGGGAGAGGUGGGGGUGUAUAAGUCAAUGGUUACUGAGGGGGCUACUGUGUGUGUGUGUGAUCCAACCUCAUCUCUCUCCCCUUCUCCUCCUCUCUUGUCCUCCACUAUUGGAGGUCUGUGUGUGAUUUUUAACCCCGCCUCUUGUAAUUUGGGCGGGGCGGAAGACGGCAAGCUGUACUUCAAAUGUCUACUAAGAUGGUAAAAAAAGAUUUGCUAGUUUGCCAUUUUUAUAGCCCUAUGAUUUCUGUUCCUUUUUCACAAUAGAAUCCCGUUAUUAGGAGGACAGGGCUGUUGUUUUUGUUAACAGGAGAAUCAAGCAAUCUUUUGUUUUUGUAGUUGGAUCAAACAAUCUUAUUUAAGGAUGUAUUUUAGUGAAGCACAGACACGUUCUAUUCCUCUGCCGGUCUUCCAUCCAUCAUUGCUAACACACAGCUGUGUGAGUGUAUACAAGCUUGUACGAUCACCACACACACAAACUCCCUCUAGCGCUCAACACUUUCACCAAUAUUCACUAAAGAGAGAAACUAUGAAAUCAGGGUUUUUCCUCGAAAGGAAAUGUAAGAUGCAGCAGUUGAUUUAUUUAAUUGAUUAGUCUGCCUUUUCUCUUGCUUGCAUCUCUUUGCCUGAGCGGAAUGAUAAAGGUGGUGUUUGUGUGUGUUUGCGUGGGGCACACGGGAGGCCACUGCCCGGUUCUCUCCUGUAUCUUUAGCCAAAGGUUGAGCGUGCAAAGAUGAUUUCACAGAGCCUUGAGAAUCCCUGUUGUUAUGGCAGCAGAGUGGAUGGGGAGUUAUUAUGGGCUGUCUGUAAACGGACAGACAGACCCUGAAUCCAGUCUGGGAGCUUUCCUCCCUCGAGAGAGAGAGAGAGAGAGGAGGAUAGAAUACCUCUUCACCACUGCUCACACGCCCAUCGUAACGGUGUCUCACACACUCACUCAAUUGCCUGUAGGGCACCCAACCCUGCUGCUACUAACAGAAAGGGAGACAGUACUAAUUCAAACUGUAGAAACAAAACAGUUCAGUGUGGCUUUCUGUUAACCCUCACCAAGAGGGAAAGGGAGACAGAAUGGGGAGAAAUAAAACAAAAUUAGAAAUAGCUUUGCGUUCAACUGCAGACUAGUUCUGCUGCAUUUCAGGGCAGAAGGACAGGUGUUUAGUGUUGAGAGGAGACAUUAUUCCUGUCUCAUCUCACUUCCACUCACUCAAACCUACACCACUCUCUCAUCACUGGUUUACCAUGGUGACAAGGGUCCUUCAGAAAUGUACAGUAGUAUACUCCACUAGUGGGGAGGGGUCUAAUUACCCCCCUAACCAGAACACGGGAUGAGGAACCUUGUGUAGGAGGACAUAGUGGGGGGGUAAUUGGUUUGUUUUUUCUUUUACUUGUACAGGGGGUACAUCGCUGUAUUAAAAUAUGUACGGUCUUACAUUCUUGGUUUUAGUUAAGAAACUAAUAAAAUAAUAUGCUGUUUAAAAAGUGGCCCUGUGUCUGGGAUAGUUUGAGUCUGUUUUAACUCAUGAUUCUGUUUGAAGAACCAUGUAGUUACAGAUACCGGAGGAGGGAAAACUCAACAUUUACUUAAGAUCACAGUGGAAAUAACACUGCUCGCACACACAUCCAGUUAGGGUAGAAAUCCAGAGGCCAGGAUUUUGUAGGAAUGUGGAAGAUCCAACUUUUGACCAUUCAGUCCUACCACAGCCUCAAACCCCCUCCCAGAGAGGGAGACAUGGGGGGUGGGCCUAUAGGCGAACGCUGCAUCCCCCCCACCAAAUGAGUUAGCAUGCUGGUUGUGGGACGGAGGGCGCACCAGAGGAGAGACCAGGUUGGGCUGGGACAGUUUGAACCUUGGACCCACUUCAUUCGGGGUUCCCCAGUAUUUAUGAGACUAUGAAAAGUGGGCUUUUAAUCUUCACAACCACUUUGAAGCUGUCAACUGAAACCAAUUUGGAAAUAUGGAGUCAGUCACAGGCAAGAAACUACGGAGUUCAUUCCAUCAUGAUUUGUGUACAGAUUCUGUUGAGGAACUUGGGGUUACACAAAGGGCUCUGGCCAGAAGUAGUGUACUACAUGGGCAAUAGGUAAUUUGAAAGUCUGGGGUAGCUUCUGGUGAAGUGAGGUAUGUUUGGCCAACCUCAGAGGGAAGUAUUUAGGAGGCUAGGACAGACUCCCCUCUAUGCCACAUCAAACCCUCUCUGCCCCUUGGUGGGUUAACGAUGGAGAAAGCUCAUAAAAGCAGGGGUGGGGUUGCUCUCUCCUUCCUCUACCUCCCUCCCUACAAUUAAACAACAUUCCUCUUUUCCUAAUCCAGUGGAAAUACCGCUGUCCUGUCUCCCGUCCACCCACAUCACGUGUAUGUGUGGAGAGGUACCAGUAAACAUGUUAUUGAUGUGUUGCGUCUGAAGACUGUGGUAUGAGAACAUCCUGCUUCUCCUUCCUGAUGAGGAACCAGCCAUCUCAGACACCAUACCAGGAAUGACUGACAAAGGGACUUUCACACUACAUCCUAUUGCUGUUUAAACAUCUAUUACAGAAACGUGAUGGUAUGAUAAUAAAACGUAUAACACUAA